GGCGUAUGCACUAAAAUAUGAGUGCGCAGACAUUCUGUUAUUAUUAAACUAUUAAUACGUCGUUAUAAAUAUUUGCUAUCUUAAAAAAUAACAAAGAAUUAUCAGUUUACAUUCUAAUCGAGCUACUUCAAUUAGUCGACGAACGAAGUCGUAUAUUUGUAUUAUUCAACAUGACCCCGAUUGCAGUUCUAUCGAUUUUCGCGCUGUGUUUUUCCGGCUCUUUGGGAAAAUACCAGCCGGACUGGAAGAGUUUAGACACCAGGCCCUUGCCGCAAUGGUUCGACGACGCGAAAAUCGGAAUUUUCCUCCAUUGGGGAGUUUUCUCCGUGCCCAGCUUCGGCUCCGAAUGGUUUUGGAACAACUGGAAAGGGAAGUCGGAAAAAUACGUCGCUUACAUGAAGCAGAAUUACCCGAAAACUUUUACAUAUCAAGACUUUGCUAAAGAUUUUACGGCGGAAUUUUUCGAUCCCGACGAAUGGGCCAAGAUUUUCGCCAAUUCCGGAGCAAAAUACAUUGUAUUAACCAGCAAGCACCACGAAGGAUUCACUCUAUGGCCCUCAAAAUACGCUUAUAGUUGGAAUUCCGCCGAUGUUGGACCAGCAAGAGACCUCGUUGGUGAGCUUUCAAAGGCAGUAAGAUCCAGGAACCUGACGUUCGGCGUUUACCAUUCGCUCUACGAGUGGUUCAAUCCCAUUUACCUGUCGGAUAAGCAGACGAAUUACACCAAACGGGAAUUCGUUGAGAAUAAAAUCAUUCCGGAGAUGGUGGAGUUGAUAGAGAAGUACCGGCCGAGCGUUCUGUGGUCCGAUGGCGAUUGGGAGGCGUACGAUUCCUAUUGGAAAUCCACCGAAUUUUUGGCGUGGCUCUACAACGACAGUCCCGUGAAAGAUGAAAUUGUUACCAACGAUAGAUGGGGGAUCGAUAUACCGUGCCACCAUGGAGAUUUUUACUCGUGCAAAGACAGGUAUAACCCUGGUACCCUUCAAAAGCACAAAUGGGAAAACGCCAUGACUAUCGACAAGCAAUCAUGGGGAUUCCGAAGAAACGCCAAAUUAUCUGAUUAUUACACCAUAGAAGAACUUAUUAAAGAAUUAGUAUCGACAGUCAGUUGCGGAGGUAACCUCCUAAUGAACGUGGGCCCCACGAAAGAGGGAAUAAUCGCGCCGAUUUUCCAGGAUCGCCUGAGCCAAAUGGGCGAAUGGUUAAAAAUCAACGGGGAGGCUAUUUACGGCACGAAGCCUUGGUUUUACCAAAACGACACUUUAGCUAAUGAUGUAUGGUACACCGGCAAAGGACAGGCUUUUUACAUCAUUGCCCUAAACUGGCCGAAGGAUAACAUUUUGGUGGUGAAAUCUCCAUUGAAGUAUUUCCGCUCGGUUGAUACUGCAGUAACCUUACUUGGAAAUGAAAAUGAUGGCAUAUUGAAGUGGACAGUCGACCAAUCCGCUGUCAACAUAAAAUUUCCCGAUUUAGCAACAGUUAGAAGCAAAUGGGCUUAUGUGUUGAAAAUCACAUUCCAUUAAUCUUUCCAGCAAACUGGCUCUUCUUUUCAUUGCCUACAUUCGUAAUUCUG
Molecule: messenger RNA, 1573 nt
Organism: Phyllotreta striolata
Lineage: Eukaryota; Metazoa; Arthropoda; Insecta; Coleoptera; Chrysomelidae
Source: the annotation of a GenBank genome assembly